Molecule: messenger RNA, 350 nt
Organism: Staurois parvus
Lineage: Eukaryota; Metazoa; Chordata; Amphibia; Anura; Ranidae
Source: the annotation of a GenBank genome assembly
CUAAGCCCCAGCCUGCUUGUUCACCAGGGGCCCUGAUGCUGGGGAUGGACUUGCAGCAGGCUGGGACCAGGUCGUGUCCCCCAGGUACACCCAGCUGAGGUGGAGGAGACCGCUAGCAGGAGCAGGGUACAACGUGAGAAGACACAGGGAAUCCAAUGGGCAAGCCGAGGUCAGGACAGGUGGAAAACAAGCAAGGUCAGGAACAAAGCCGGGAUUGGUACACAGAUAGACAACACAGGAAUCACAGUGGAAACACAAGGGAGCUCCAACAACACGAAGUUGCUCAGGCAAAGUGGGACAGACUGAGCAUGUCUUAAAUAGAGAAGCCAGCUAGGAGGCGGCCCAGGAAG